AUGGGGGCACUAGAAUCUUUGAGGGAACUUCUUCUUGACUCAACAACUAUAGAAGAGAUCCCUGAAUGGAGAAGGAUGAAAAAACUGGAAAUUCUUAGCUUGGACAAGUGUACAUUACUGACCAAGUUCAGUUUCGUUGGCUGUGCAGCUGUAGCAACGAACCUUUCAUUAGUGGAUAGGCACUUGACUCAAAUGCCUAAGUCGAUUGAAAAUUUCAACUCCCUAAUUCAUUUGAAUCUAUUAAGUACAAAUAUGGGGGAGUUACCUGAUGUAACUAGGAACAUGAAGAAUUUGAAAGUUCUAAAGAUGAGACGCCCCUUGAGAAAGAUAUCUAGUGCCAUUGGAAUGUUGGAGAAGCUCGAAGAGCUAGAGGCAUGGGGCACUUUUAAAGAAAUUCCCGAUAAUAUUGGGAAUCUACGAUUUCUAAAAACUUUGAUAUUGAGUAGCCCCAGAAUUUCGAUGGUGCCUCAACUUCCAGAAAGUCUAAUCAAUCUAUGUUGUAAAACAACCUCGAUGAAGACUUUGCCAAAUUUCUCGAACCUAUUAAAUCUGAGAAAUUUGAGGUUGACUUUGUGGUUUAAUCACGAGGGUCCUUGUCAACUCGAAGGAGCUCCAAGUGCUUGGUGGAUUGGAACACUACAAAUGCUCGAGUUCUUGAAGUUGUCUUCUCCUCACAUCACCAACCUAUCUUCCAAUCUCGUUCUCCUUUCUCAACUGAAGAGACUCAAGCUCCAACGUUGUCAUUUGGAAUGCCUACCUAAGCUUCCGACAAAUUUGUCAUACUUAGGUAUCAAGUCUUGCCGAAGAAUGAAAACAACGAAUGAUCUUUCAAAUUUAAAAGUUUUAUCAUAUUUACUCAUUGUUGCUUGUGAUGAGCUAACAGAGAUUCGAGACAUUGAAGGUUUGGAGAACCUAAGAACAUUAGAGCUUGUGACACUUCCAUCAUUGGUGAAGUUGCCUGAUCUGACUAACUUGAAAAAGCUCAAGAAAAUUCAUUUAAAUGGUUGUUCUAAGCUGUAUGAGAUUCAAGGUGGUCCAGCAUCGUUGGAGAUACUUCACAUCAUCAACUGUUCAAAUCUGCAAAAAUUUCCUGAUCCAUCAAGCUUCAGGAAUCUCAAAGUUUGGGAUCCUGAGACCAAGGAAUCAACAUCAGAUCUUGUUUUUCGAGAAUUCGUUAAUGUCAACACAUGA
This is a messenger RNA of Eucalyptus grandis, 1191 nucleotides long. Its product is annotated as disease resistance protein RPV1-like. The coding region runs from base 1 to 1191 and encodes 396 amino acids. The record is from RefSeq and is a predicted model, not a curated record. NCBI's taxonomy places the organism in Eukaryota, Viridiplantae, Streptophyta, Magnoliopsida, Myrtales, Myrtaceae. The transcript has a single exon.